GCAGCGGGGACGCAGCGGCGGAGCGAUGGCGGAGGCGGCGGAGCAGCCCCGGGAUGAGGCCCCGGUUGAGGCCGGCGCCGAGGAGGCAGUGAAGAUCAUUUGCCUGGGCGACAGCGCCGUGGGCAAGUCCAAGCUGCUCGAGAGGUUCCUGCUGGACGGGUUCCGCCCUCAGCAGCUCUCCACUUUCGCCUUGACGCUGUACCGACACCAAGCGCGAGUGGACGGGAAGGCGGUGCUCGUGGAUUUCUGGGACACAGCUGGACAAGAGAGGUUCCAGAGCAUGCAUGCCUCCUAUUACCACAAAGCUCACGCUUGUAUCAUGGUGUUUGAUGUGCAGCGGAAAGUCACCUACAGGAACCUCAACAACUGGUACAAGGAGCUGAGAGAAUUUCGCCCGGAGAUCCCUUGCAUUGUGGUGGCCAAUAAAAUUGAUGCGGAUAUGAAGAUGACCCAGAAAAGCUUCAGCUUUGCCCGGAAGUUCAGUUUGCCCUUUUACUUUGUGUCUGCUGCAGAUGGCACCAAUGUAGUGAAGCUCUUCAAUGAUGCCAUCAAGCUGGCGGUUACUUACAAACAGAAUUCAGGAGAUUUCAUGGAUGAGGUCAUGCAAGAACUGGAGAGCUUUGACCUGGAGAAGACGAGUGAGAAUGUGUCGGAUCAAGAGGAGAGCUGCCCUGAAGAAAAGCCCCCAUCCUCCUAAGGACCGCACUUGGACUCCAUCUUUUCUCUCUGCUCCAGUUGUUAGGGGCUACAGGAGUUCACCUCCACAGGGGAAAGCGAUUUUUCUCGUGCCCUGAGAUAUCUGGUGAUGGGGAGACUGGGCACCAUCUCCCUUGGCUGGGCCCUGACUCCCCGUGCCUCGCAGUCGAGGCAGCAGCGCGAGUAUCCAUGUGCUUCUUUGAGACAAAGCUUGCUGGGAGAGCUGAGCCACUCGUGUACCUGCAGGGAAGGGUUUUGCCCAGAGACUUUAAUGGUACCUUCCACAGAAAAUAGUUACUAAAGACUUUUUUUUAAUUAAAAGAAAAAAGGUUGGA
Messenger RNA from Lagopus leucura (white-tailed ptarmigan), 1031 nucleotides. RefSeq names its product rab-like protein 2A. The record is from RefSeq and is a predicted model, not a curated record. Gene Ontology annotation, molecular function: GTP binding; GTPase activity. The coding region runs from base 26 to 697 and encodes 223 amino acids. The transcript has 8 exons. NCBI's taxonomy places the organism in Eukaryota, Metazoa, Chordata, Aves, Galliformes, Phasianidae. Gene Ontology annotation, cellular component: Golgi apparatus; endosome.